CAUAAAAGGCAACAUUGUAUCGCUUUAUAUGGGGGAAGGUAGCGAGGGGGGUGCCCCGGGCCGGCGCGGGUCCUGCCUGUAGCGUGUGAGCAAGCGGAUAGGAAGGCGGGUGGCGGCGGCCGGGCAGAGGGCGAGCGAGCGAGUGAGAGGGAGAAAGGGGCCGGGCCGAAUCAGCCGGCGCCGGGGCCCAUGGCAGCGCCGGCCUGACCCGACGCGUUAGUCCUACUCGCAUUUAGAGGGAGGCGGCGACAACGGCACCGGCACCAUGUUACCCAGCCAGGCCGGGGCCGGGAACGGCGCUGCCGCCCUGCCCCGGAGCUCGGUCAUGGGCAUGGCGCGGACGUCCUCCGGCCGGCCAGGUGCUGGGCUGCCCCGCGGAGCGAACGGAGGAAGCGGCGGGGGAGGCGGCGCUGUUGCUGGAGGAGUCCGGGGCCCCGGCAAUGGGACGGGCCCGCCUAGUAUGCAGGGGACGGUCGGGGGUCGCUUCGAGCGGGAUCGGGACUUAGGGGCAGCGGCGGCGGCGUCCAACAGUAGCGAAGGCAAUUCCGACUCGGCCGAAGACGAGGAGCUGGUGGGCGAUCGGCGCGGCAUGAAGCGGACUUUGGGUGACAUGGAGCUGGGGGUGGUGGUGGGGCCGGAGGCGGCUGCUGCUGCUGCAGCGGCGGGGAGCUACGGCGGGGUGAGCGGGCCCGUGAGCGGCGCCAAACCAGGCAAGAAGACCCGCGGCCGCGUCAAGAUCAAGAUGGAAUUUAUCGACAACAAGCUGCGGCGCUACACCACGUUCAGCAAGAGGAAGACGGGCAUCAUGAAGAAGGCCUAUGAACUUUCCACCCUAACGGGCACUCAAGUUUUGCUGCUUGUUGCCAGCGAGACGGGCCACGUCUACACGUUUGCCACUCGGAAGCUGCAACCCAUGAUCACCAGUGAGACGGGAAAAGCGCUGAUCCAGACGUGCUUGAACUCUCCUGACUCUCCUCCUCGGUCAGACCCAACCACUGAUCAGCGCAUGAGCGCUACAGGCUUUGAGGAGACGGACCUCACUUAUCAGGUGUCAGAGUCAGAUAGCAGCGGAGAAACAAAGGACUCACUGAAGCCUGCAUUCACGGUCACCAACCUGCCGGGGACGACGUCGACCAUCCAGACGGCGCCCACCACUUCCACCUCCAUGCAGGUCAGCAGUGGCCCCUCGUUCCCCAUCACCAACUACCUAGCUCCAGUCUCUGCCAGUGUCAGCCCCAACACGGUCACCAGUGCCAAUGGGACAGUGCUGAAAACCACUGGAACCAGUGCAGUGGCCUCUGGACAGCUAAUGCAGAUACCCACUGGCUUCACCCUCAUGUCAGGUGCUCCUCUCCCUCCUGGGACCCCUACCAUUCCUCUCACUCAGUUACAGCCACACUCGCUGGCCCUCUCCAGCCAGCAGGGCCAGGUGGCAGUCGCAGGCACACCUGGACAGCUGCAGCAGGCACAGCAGACAGUGUUCCGAUUUCCAGCAACAGCCGGAGGGCAGAUUUUGUCUCUGACAGGUGGUGCUGUGGCUCAGCAGGUUCCUGUGCAAGCCAUCCAGGUGCAUCAGGCCCCCCAGCAGACGUCUCCCACAACUGACAGCAGCACUGACCUCACCCAGACCUCUUCCAGCGGGACAGUGACCCUGCCAGCUGCUAUCAUGACUUCAUCUGUGCCAACCACAGUAGGAGGCCAUAUGAUGUACCCAAGUCCUCAUGCAGUGAUGUAUGCUCCUACAUCAGGCCUCACGGAUGGGGGGCUUGCGGUUCUCAAUGCCUUCUCCCAGGCGUCAUCAGCAAUGCAAGUUUCACAUGGGCAAGUCCAGGAUCAGGGUGGUGUCCCUCAGGUGUUCCUGACAGCACCGUCAGGAACAGUUCAGAUCCCAGUCUCAGCUGUCCAGCUUCAUCAGAUGGCCGUUAUCGGGCAGCAGUCCAGCAGCAGCACCAACUUGACAGAGCUGCAAGUGGUCAACUUGGAUACGUCGCAUAGUACCAAGAGUGACUGAGCAACUCUGGGCUAGGUGGGGGUGGGCGGAGGGAACCUGGUGGGAGGAGGGAGGGCGAGAGAGGGGUGUCCCUGGCACCCAAACCUGCAGCGGCCUGCCUCCAGCUUUGGGGCUGUGCGUGGCCCCAAGAUCUACAGCGCUCCUCAAGCUGCACCAGGAUCUCGGCGGUCCCUAUUUUUCUAUGGACUCUGUCACUUAUUUAUUGUUGCCUUUUUCACGUUUUUCUUCUCUCAACACUUUACACUCACACACACAAACACACACACAUACACACAAACGCAUAUUAAAAGUGGCUGUGAGGCCAGCAACAGGGUGCUGAGCCUGGGCUGUAGGGGGGCUUUGUUGGAUUUGAACGCUGCAUAUACUGUGCUUUUUAUUUUUAUUUGUGUGUGUUGUUGUUUUGUUUUGUUUUUCCUUCUCACUCCAGCCAAAGAAACUGUCUGUCAUGGGUGGGGGAAUUUUGCUCUGCCAUGCAUACAUACAUACCAAUUCCUCCUUCGGUUUUCACAGCCAAAGCGGGAGUUUUUCCUCCUCCUCACCUCAGAAUCUCCACAAACCUCUUCAGCUUACGGCCUCCAAGCUGAGCAACCUGAAACUUGGGGAGCUGGGGGAGACAAGCUGGAAUGCAGAAGGGUUCAAAGCCAUCAUCAAAAAGGAUUUAUUUUAAUUUUUUACUUCCACCGGAGCAAAGAGUCAUUUCUUCCCAUCCACCCCCAGGUUCAGGUCCUCCGGCUGGCUGCAGCAUUGUGCCUUCAAGCAAUCAGUGAUGCAUUGUGGGUGGGCUACAGCACAGUGGCCUUGCCUUUUAUCCUUGGCUUGCGAAGAAGGGUUGUUCCAGUGGAGUCCACCUUAACAAAGGCCUCACCUGCACUAUACAUUUAAAACAAUAUUAUGCCACUUAAACAGUCAUGGCUUCCCUCAAAGAACCCUGGGAGCUGUAGUUUAGGAGACCUCUAUUCCCCUCAUAGAGCUACACUUUCCACAAUGGUUUAACAGUCAAUCCCUCUUCCCUGGGAACUAUAGCUCUGUGAGGGGUAUAGUGGUCUCCUCAUAACUUUCAGCACCCUUAACAAACUACAGUUCCCAGGAUUCUUUGGGGGAUGCUAUGACUGAUUAAAGUGGUAUGAUACUGCUUUAAAUGUAUAGUGCAGAUAGGGCCUUAUUCUCUGCUGAUGGUGGUCAGAAACUGGGUUGACUAGGGUGGUCAGAAACGUGUGUUUGGUUGAUAGGAACCAAUUGACUCCAGGAACUCACAGUUGGCAUGUGAGGCAGCUGCUUCAGCCUGGUCACAUCCACAUUUCACUGCCAAAAGGGCCUUUGUAAGGUCCACUUUGUCCUUCCUUGGAAACACGUUCAGCAACUCUUAAGCCCAGUAGCUGCAAUUGCUCCUAGUCCUAGCCUUGAUGUGGCACUUGGGGGAAUAUCCUCUCAGGCAGGCUUUCUUUGUUUUUGCCGAAGGUUUUCCUCUUGAGAAGAAAGAGGUGUUAAGCCACAAUCCCUUUUUAAUAAACUGGGGAAGGAUGUAAAGAAAUAGAGUUUGAAACAGAGAGAGAGAGAGAGAGCUCUAUUUUUAUAAGUUUUAAACUUGACUCAACAGGCCUUCCCAAGGCAGAUGCACCCACAACUUGAGACCUCACUAGCUGUGGGUGCAAUCAUCUAAGCUGGUCCAUGGCACUUCUCCCUCCUCCCCCCCCAGCCCUGAAAUGAGAUGAUCUGCUGCUUCACCACCCUUACGGCAUAUUCAGCUCGCACCUGCUAGGAGGGGUGCCCCGUUGGGGCCUGCUGUUCCUCAUUUGGGACUAACGGCAAACUUGCCCAGAGCAUUUGUGAGAAUGCUCUUCCCAUAUGGUGAAGGGGCAGUACCACAUGGAUAAGGUGGCAGCUACUGUACUGUCAUGUCUUUUUUGUGCUUUAGAAAACGCCUUGUGUUAAUUCAAACAUGAGGUUUUGGGUGAAAGCAAAGUUAAUUAUUAUUAAUAAUAAUAAAAAUGAAAAAGGGAGAUAGCUGCAGGGCUGUUAGGUUGCAAGGGAGAACAGGAGGAGUCUUGUGCUCUCAGUGGGAGGGUGUGCAUGUGAUGAACUCACUGUCCCACUGGUAAAGGAGUUGUGCUGUGAUUGGAUUGUUUGCUUGUACACAAUCAUGCACUUCAUUCUUACCAACUAAGAAGUGACAACAAAGGAAAGGAAUUCUUCGUCCCCACCAAUGGGAAAGGAGGACUAACUUGCCAUGAGCAUCUUUUUAUACUCCCUCCACACACUAAAGGGCCAGCUUUGGAGCAAGUAGGCUGCAGGCCUUUAGAGAAAGGAGGCAGCUACUAUAACCUUUUCUUUUUUAACUAAAAAGACAAAAGAAGCCUUGGGGGGGGGGAAAGACUUUAUUUUUCUAAGUGUUAAACUCAGUAUUUAUGUAAUUCUUAAAGGAAUUAAAGUCUGGCUCCUGUACAGUUUUCAUAGGGUUUGUAC
Rhineura floridana is the source of this 4474-nucleotide messenger RNA. It is a transcript of the gene SRF, whose product is annotated as serum response factor. The transcript is spliced from 8 exons. Bases 266 to 2011 code for a protein of 581 amino acids. Gene Ontology annotation, molecular function: DNA-binding transcription factor activity, RNA polymerase II-specific; serum response element binding; protein dimerization activity. Gene Ontology annotation, biological process: positive regulation of transcription by RNA polymerase II. The record is from RefSeq and is a predicted model, not a curated record. Lineage: Eukaryota; Metazoa; Chordata; Lepidosauria; Squamata; Rhineuridae.